This is a messenger RNA of Mucor velutinosus, 846 nucleotides long. RefSeq lists its product as uncharacterized. Bases 1 to 846 code for a protein of 281 amino acids. The record is from RefSeq and is a predicted model, not a curated record. The transcript has 2 exons. Lineage: Eukaryota; Fungi; Mucoromycota; Mucoromycetes; Mucorales; Mucoraceae.
AUGACUCCACCGAUGACCGUCAUUGUUCAACCUCAACCAAGCAGUUCAUCCAGAUCAAGUAAAGUGAUUGAGCAGUUGGUCAACAAGUAUGAGCUCAUCCAAAAAGACUUGGCUGCAACAAAAGCACAGCUCGAAAUCAUCCGUCAGAAUAAAUUAAAGCAUGAAAAAGACACGCUUAAUUAUACAAACUCCAACAAAGUGUGUCGAAACCGCAUCAAAGAGAUUAUGCAAGUACUCGAAUCAAAGCAGAAAGCGUUAGAAGGGACAAAAGGAUCAUCCUCACAGCUCGAGCUUAAAGUGAAACAAUUGAAAGAUGAAGCAUUGGCAUCAAGACGGCAGCUGGAGGAUCUAAGAAGAAAAGAACAAGUGCUUGAACAUGACCGAGACACUUCAGUCAAAAAGAAGAACCAGAUCAAAUACAAGCAGCAUGUGCUACAGGACUCCAUUGAUCAGCUCUGUGUUCGCUGUAACAGAGAAGUAGCUCUAUUACAGAAAGAUCAUUCCAUCCUGGUUGACCAAGCACGCUACAUUACUGAGAGAAACGAACAUAUGGUUGAAUUAAUUAGCUUGAAAUUAAAGCAACGUCGUCAACACAUUGAACACUUGGCAUUGAUGAAGAGACAACUUAGGUCGAAUACGGAAGCAUUUAUGCAAGAUGUAAGAAAUCAUCUGCAGGCUUUGAAAGUGGAGAUAGACGACUCUGCAUUGCAUACCAAAGACUGCGCGGUGGCUGAAAUCCAAUGUCGAGGUGAAGUCAAUGGCCUGGUUACAAGAAUCAAGACAAUUGCUGCUGAGAUAACUGCUUCUGAAGAGCAACAACAACAACAACAACAACAACAACGAUAA